Messenger RNA from Kalmanozyma brasiliensis GHG001, 2427 nucleotides. RefSeq names its product Zinc finger, C2H2-like protein. The record is from RefSeq and is a predicted model, not a curated record. The transcript has a single exon. The coding region runs from base 1 to 2427 and encodes 808 amino acids. NCBI's taxonomy places the organism in Eukaryota, Fungi, Basidiomycota, Ustilaginomycetes, Ustilaginales. Gene Ontology annotation, biological process: rescue of stalled cytosolic ribosome; protein ubiquitination. Gene Ontology annotation, molecular function: ubiquitin protein ligase activity; ribosome binding.
AUGAGUGCAGCGCAGGAAUCAUCAUUACCACCGCGGCCGCAAGGUUCACGAGGCGGCUCCUCUUCCAAUCGACGAGGAGGACACUCAUCGAGAGGCGGAAAUAGCGGCGGAGGUCGACGAGCCAACUUUGGUGGCUCUCUUACCGGCGGCAACGCUUCAGGCUCUGGCUCGAACUCGAACAGAGGCCGCUCGAACCAUCAUUCUAGACCUUCUAGACCGCCAAGGAAUCAGGAUCACCAUGACGACACAAACGAGUCCAGCAUAGACGAGCCAACGUCUGCAGCAGGCGCGCCAAUCGAACCGGUACCCACGGAGCCUCAGAGCAACACCGUCGAUGACGACGACGACGAGCUUCCGCCCGAAGGUGAGCUCUGCUUCAUCUGCGCAGACCCCAUCAAGCUCACCUCGGUCGCACCCUGCGAUCACCGCACCUGUCACAUCUGCGCCCUCCGUCUCCGUGUCCUCUACAAAAAGGACGAGUGUACCUUCUGCAAGACCAAGAUCGAACGUCUCAUCUUCACCUCCUCGACCACAAAACCCUUCGCCGACUUCAAACCCUCCGACAUCCCCUACACCGACAAGAAGCUGCCUAUCAGCUUCGAAACGAAGGAGGCACUCGAGGAGACCGUGCUGCUGCUUCGCUUCAACUGCCCCGACCCCAACUGCGAAGUCGCCUGCACCGGUUGGAAGGACUUCAAAGCACAUGUCCGUCGCGAGCACAACCGACUCGUCUGCCAACUCUGCAUCACCAACAAGAAGAUCUUUGCGCACGAGCACACGCUGCACACCGAGCAGUCGCUCGCAGCACACGAGAAAGCCGAACACAGGCUCUGCGAAUAUGACCGCCUCCUCUUCUACAGUGACGACGAGCUGUUCGCGCACAUGCGGGACAAACACGAGCAAUGCCACAUCUGCAAAGCGCGCGGGAGCGAGGAGGAACGGUGGAAGUACUACAGGGACUACGACAUGCUCGAAAAGCAUUUCAGGAAGGACCAUUGGUUGUGCGAGAACAAGACGUGCCUCGACGAGAAGUUCCAGGUGUUUGAAAACGAGAUGGACUUCAAGGCGCAUCAGCUCGACCGGCACGGUAACGAGCUCAGCACGCGCGAGAAGAGGGAGGCGUUGCGCAUCGAGGCCAACUUUUCGUACGACGAUGGUGGAGUGGAGAGUUCGCGGUCGGGUGCCAACCGUGGUGCUGGUAAGAAGUCCAAAGGUCGAGCCAACGGUGCAACGGAAGCCGAUGCGGCGCCGCAGAACCGAGAUGUGCUGGGCGUAUCAGCCCUAGCCUCCCGCUCACACGUGCCCGGGGCAGGGCCUGCCAAUCACGCAUCCCGACGCGCCAUGUUCGGCUCGGGGCUCACCACCCCCGCCCCACCGCAGGGCGUCUCCGCCGAUCGCCCGCGCACAGUCACCGACUCGCGCUCCAUCGAAGAGCGUCACCAGGCCUACAUGGACAAGGUCUCCUCGACGCUUCAGUCCGAAUCCCGCAUCACGUCGUUCCGUCACUCCGUACGCGUCUUCAAAAACGGCGAGUCCUCCGCACGAGAUCUGAUCUCAACGAUCCACUCGCUCGUGGGAGAGAUGGACGACUGCGCGCCGCUCGUCAACGGCCUCAUGGAUCUAUUGGAUGACGCGAACAAGAGCAAGGCAUUAUCCGACGCAUGGAACGGGUAUCGUAUCGAGCGGACGCAGUUUCCCUCCCUCACUCCGGCCUCGUCCUCGACUGUCGGUCUCACCCCUGGCACGGGCUACGCAGGCGCCGGUGCUCGAGGCACGAACCUGCGCAGCAUCAAGCGGUCCUCCGCAGCCUCGUCCAGUCAGGUAUGGGCCAACGUCGAACGGGCUGCAUCCGCAUCCUCCGGUCAUGGGGCGGGCAAACCCGUUGCUCUACGCGAACACUUCCCAUCCCUCUCCACCCCGUCUUCGGGAACACCGACGAUCCCCGGCUCUCUCGCGCACGCCGUCGCGCAUGGCGCAGCAUCACGCGCUGCCGCGCCCGCAGCCAAAUGGAGUGCUGCCUCCACCGCCGUUUCCUCUGGCGCAAGCACGCCACGCCCCUUUGUAGCGCGCGUCCACUCAAGUGGGCGGUCUGUCAACACCAAGUCGAACGCCGCCUUCCCAAGUCUGCCGAGUAACGCAUCGAAAAGUGCGAUCAACGCCCAGCGCAAGGCGCUGUUUGCGAGCAAGAGUGGGGAGGCCACCCCCGCGCCAGGUGGGUCGGGAAGCAGUACGCCAGCGCCCUGGUUGGCGGGGCAAGGUCAGCCAGGGAGGAUCGAUGAUUUUCCAGAGAUCGCGGCGGGAGGGCAAGGGUUGGGUAGUUUGGACGGGCUUAGUGAGGCAUUGGUUGCGUCCCAGGAGGCAGGGGGGAGGAAGAAGAAGGGGAAGGGCGUACAGAUGAUGACGUUUGGCGGUGUGCAUCGGGGCUAG